Molecule: messenger RNA, 690 nt
Organism: Lactuca virosa
Lineage: Eukaryota; Viridiplantae; Streptophyta; Magnoliopsida; Asterales; Asteraceae
Source: the annotation of a GenBank genome assembly
AUGCCAAAUGGUAGUCUUGAUACUUAUCUCUUUGGCAAUAAAAACCCUCUUGGUUGGUCCAAUCGAUAUAAAAUAGCUCAGGGUUUGGCAUCUGCAUUACAUCACCUGCAUGAGGAGCAAGGUGAAAAAUAUGUUAUUCACAGAGAUAUCAAACCGAGCAACGUGAUGUUAGACUCAGAGUUCAAUCCGAAGCUUGGAGAUUUUGGUUUAGCUCGACUAAAGGACAGCAAUGAGCAAGGUUCAAAAACUACUAAACUGGCAGGAACCUUGGGGUACUGCGCACCCGAGUAUGUCACUUCACGUAAAGCUAACAAGGCAACAGAUAUGUUUAGCUUUGGUGUCACUGCACUGGAAAUUGGGAGUGGGAGAAGUGUGGAGAACCAAGUCUCUGACAUGGAUUUAGUUAAAUGGGUUUGGCAUUUAUACGGACAGAAGCAACUUCUUUUAACAGUUGACAAGAGGCUAUCGCAGGACGUUAAUGAGAAACAAUACAAUUGUUUGAUGACUGUAGGGUUGUCAUGUACACACCCUGAUCCAAGUAAGAGAUUAACCAUAGAAGGAGUAAUUCAUGCAUUAAAAAAUGUCAUUCCACCUGAAGUCCCCGUAAAUAUGCCUACUCCCCGAUAUGACACACCCACUAAUCAUCCAUCUAGUUCUAGAAACCAAGUCAUAAAGAUUAUGCAUUCAUGA